Molecule: messenger RNA, 2085 nt
Organism: Diversispora eburnea
Lineage: Eukaryota; Fungi; Glomeromycota; Glomeromycetes; Diversisporales; Diversisporaceae
Source: the annotation of a GenBank genome assembly
AUGGCACCCAAUACAGAUAAUACCUUCGAAUUAGAAGACAAUCAAAAUCUUCCAAUAUUAUUCAACAAAGAACAUUUAAAGUAUCUUAAUGAAACAUUGGCAAAAUUGCCACCCAAAAAAAUUCUCGAAUGGGCUAUAGUUACUUUACCUGGUUUAUAUCAAACUACUGCUUUUGGUCUCGCAAUUCUAGAUAUGAUAUCUAAAGUCAGUCUCGAAUUUGCCGAAGAAAAUGGAACCUUACCUCAGCAUUUAGUCCCUCUCAUCUUUCUCGAUACUCUUUAUCAUUUUCCAGAAACUUUGUCUCUUGCGAACAAAGCAACCACUCAUUAUAAAACUAAAUUUCACACUUAUAAACCAAUCAGUUGCGAUACAGCACAAGAUUUUGAACGAAUCUAUGGGCAAAAACUCUGGGAAACAGAUGAAACUACUUAUGAUUAUUUGGUCAAAGUUGAACCCUCGAGAAGGGCAUAUAAAGAAUUGGGUGUUAAGGCUAUCAUAACCGGACGUCGUCGAAGUCAAAAAGGGGAUCGCGAAAGUAUAGACAUUUUAGAAAUAGAAGAAGGAACUGGUUUGUUAAAAUUGAAUCCUUUAGCUCACUGGGAUUUUACAAAAGUUAGAACUUACGUUCGUGCUAACGAGGUACCGUACAAUCCACUUCUAGAUCAAGGAUAUCGAUCAGUGGGGGAUUGGCAUAGCACAUUACCAACCAAUGACUUAAGUAAUGAACGUGGUGGAAGGUGGGAAGGAAAAAACAAAUCAGAAUGCGGAUUACAUAAGGAUUAUUUUAAAAUGCGUGCAGAUUUCAUUGCAGCACAAAGAAAGAGAUCAACCUUAGACAAUUCUAUUGUUAAACAAAGAAAAUACGCGGUUACAGAUUCUGUAAUAUUUGUUCCGAUUAGUUUGCGUCGUUAUGGCCUUUCUGAGAUAAUAAACCAUCUUUUGGGUUUUGAGAAACCUAUUCCAUUCGAUUUUUUAAUUGAUAAUCAAUUUUUAAGAACAAGUUUAUCCGAAUAUAUACAAAAUGCAAACUUAUCGACAGAAAAUAUACUUACCAUCAAAUACGUCGAAUCGUUGCUUCCACCAACUCCACUAUCAACUUUUCAACAUUAUGAUUGGAUAAGUUCUGUAAAAAGUCAUGAUCAAAGUUUAAUCUUGACAGGAUCAUAUGACAAUCACGUUCGUAUAUUCAAUACAUCUGGAGAAUGUUUAAAGACUUUUGCUGGACAUCAGGCACCAAUUAAAAGUGUUUCAUGGAUAUCUGUCUCAGAUGAUAAUGUCACUUUCUUAUCAGCUUCACAAGAUCGAACAAUAUGGGCUUGGGAAGCUUCUCUAAUUGAUGAUAAAUAUUUAACUUUGUAUGAAUGCAAAGGACAUAAGGGGAAUGUAGAAAGUAUAUCACUUCAUCCCUCUCGUACCAAGUUUGUAAGUGCAUCUUGGGAUUCUUCAAUAUUAUUUUGGACAACUGCUAUUCCAGAAGAAAGUGAACAAGAAAUUUUAGAAAUUUCAUCGAAAAGGAGAAAAUUAAAUAUUAGAGAAACUAAAGUUAAGACGCCAAUCGCAAGGAUGCAUGGUCAUAUUGGACCUGUUUCUUCAGUAGUUUUUGAUACCAACGAUCAUGGUAAAAUGUAUAGUGGUGGUUGGGAUCAUUCUGUAAGAAUUUGGGAUAUCGAAUCAACAACAAAUUUUAAUACAAAGAAUUGUGAUAAAUCAGUUUUGAAUAUUACAUAUUCCGAUAAAUCCGGAUUAAUUGCAUCGGGUCAUUCCGAUAAAGUAAUAAGAUUAUGGGAUCCACGCGCCAAAGCAACCGUUGUAAAUUUGACGCUUGCAUCUCAUCGAAAUUGGGUAUCGGGUGUCUCAUGGUCAACAAAUUCUCAAUAUAUGCUCGUUAGUGGAUCUUAUGAUGCAUCAUUAAAAAUAUGGGAUAUUCGUAGUAAGACACCUUUAUAUACGCUUCAAAUAUCUUCAAAUGAAGAAAGUAAAAUAAAUGACAAGAAAGUUCUUUGUGUGGACUGGGAUUUUGAUGUAAUUUUGAGUGGAGGUGAAGAUGAGAAAUUACAUAUUUAUAGUGCAAAAAAAUUGAGUUAA